CUGAAUUUAAAGUGGAACUAACGUAAAUAUGACUGGAUACCUCUUCAUUGUUAUUUUUAUAAACUAUGCGUUAAUUGUGUCUUCCAAUGAGAGCGACUUGUUAACACAAACUGUUUAUGGCUUUUUGGACUUCACAACAACGAUUGGAAACACGGUUAUGGUAUUUUCUCCACAAAGCUCACCCCAGCUAGAUUUAAAAAUCAACAAGACAAGCAGUUUGGUAAAUGCAAUACAAACUAAACCGCUUCUUGCCGAAACUAAAAAAGGAAAAGAGGGAAUAAAACCAACUAAAUCUUCAGCGCCACCUUCUUCCCAAAGUUUAAAAGCACAAUCUGAAAUUUUAUAUAGAAAUAAUGUAACACUUUCACAAAACACUAUAAAUCUUAAUACUUCCAGUUCUCCGAUAGACAAUGUAAUGAAUAUUCCUGAAUAUGAUUUGCUUUCUCGACAACCCGAAGAAUUCGCAGAGGAAACUUAUCGUUUAUUUAAUUUAAAAUCCAAAGGCGACACGGAUCGUCAACGAAUUUUUCAUUCAACAAGAGACAAUCAUCCAACUGGACUUGUAACAAAAAUAAGUGAAACAUAUACAAAAAAUGGGCAGCCUAUAGUUAAGGAAACAAAUGUAUUGGGAACUUAUAUUUCUGGCAAAUAUGCCCAAAUACUUCAAGCAGGAUCUGUUAUUAAAAAUGACAGAAACACAAAAAUUCGUCCAACAUCUUCAGCUAGGAUUUUGAAAACGGGAAGUCCCUCCAUUCAACCAAGUAGAAUUACGAAAGAAACACAUUCUUCUCAAAAUGGAUUUACUAAGCACCAUCGGAAAAAUACACAAGUUAAUCGUGAACCUACUGAGAAAAGCAAAGGAACCACGAGUACCAGAAAAUCUUCACGCAAUAAAGGAAAGAGGAGAAAUAAAUCAUCUUCAACGAGUUCAUCCUCCAUUUCUCCUACUUCCACUGAUCCGAGCUCCCGUCGUUUAUACAGAACUAAGGCUACAACUUCAGCUCCGGAAUAUGAGACAACUCCUGGCCAGUACACAUUUAAGCUUAAUCGACGCCCAGGCCGAUGGCAAUACAAGUCAUCACCGAAACCAAAAGUUAAUAUUAGAAAGCAGUCCAGCAGUGCGGUAUCCAACUAUACAUUAAGCAAUGAUUUUACACCGGACAAUACAGAGGAAAAUCAAAUACAAAAGAUUAUUGGACAAGGUAGAGAUUUGGAAGCAUCGGGAUCUCAAAAUGGGCCGGGCUCUCAAAAUAGUCCCGUAGAAAAUGAUGAAAUUAAGCCUAAGAACUUUGUUCAAACUCUAAACGUGGAAAUAUCAACACCUAAUAACUUUGUCGACACCUAUUACGAAAUUGCUACGAUUAAGAGUCCAUUUAUAUUUCAGGCGGGAGUUGUCAAAAAGACUCGUUUCUUGACUGUAACUUCUACUAUAGAAAAAGUUAUUAAAGAUGAGCAUACAGAGGAAUACUCGGAGGAUGAUGGACCAUUGACGGAAAAUAUUUUAGAUCUUGCAACAAAGCCUAGCCCUGUUGCACUAGAUGGAAGUGUUACAACUCUGAACCCUAUAUUUAUUUCAGACAGCUCUGAAACUCCAAUUCUUGAAACCGUAACUGAAUCGUAUUCCAUCACCCAAACAAAACUUAAAACGCAAAUCUUGCCUAUCAUUAAUGAAAAGCUUAAUGAAACCAAACUGUUUACUCUGAUACAGACUUAUGAUUAUACUAGCCUAAUAACUGUGACCCAAACGCUUUCGCCUUUAGGCGAUAGCUUUAAUCCGUCCAAAAAUUUCAAAGACUUCGAAGGAAACUUGGAUGAAGCUGGAUCUGAAUUUAACUUGGAUCUGGAAUUUGGCGAUGAGGAUAAUACUGAACAAUUCGAAUUUAAGGCCAAGAGCAAACUUGCAGAUCCUAAAACUGGAGUAAAUGCAACAGAUAAUUAUCAAAUUGGCACAUUAAGCAAUUUAGAAAAGAACCAAGUCCCACUGCCCAUAAUUAACACAUUGAAUCCACAAAACAGCGUUAUUACGUCGACGCGGCCAGUUAUCAAAAUGGAAACAAUUUGGGAAUCAUAUGUUGUACCCCUAAUCAAGGGAACAGAUACAAUCUUACGUACAUUAUCAAAGUCCGUCGGAGUAGCGGAGAAAACAGAUUAUGUUACAGAAAUUUCAACAGUUAUGUUACCAGCAACGCAGUUCCCCUUCUCCAUUAACCCCUACAAUCCAUACAACCCUCUUCUGCCGAUUCCACCUCAGCCACAUUUAAUAACAUCAACGGAAAUUUUACAAACCACCUUAACAGAAACCAAUAGCAAGGUUCUUAAGCUGACUUUUGGUGCUAGAACGGCCUAUACAACCAUUUAUUCGACUGCUGUUAAGCCAACAGCAGUCACAAGAUUAGUAACAACAGCACUUCCCAUUCAAAACACAGCAUCAUUUCCAAACUAUUAUCCGCACCCGUUUCCUCCCUUUGCAUAUGUUGGUUAAUGCCACCAUAAAUGAAGAUAGUUUCAGAGAAAUCAACCUUUUUAAAACAUUUUCUUGGAACCUGCCUAUUCGCACAAUACUAACAUUAGUGACCCAGAGUGAUACCUAAAUAGUAAAAACAAGGUAUUUUUUCUAAAAGAAAUAAAAAUAUAAUCUAAAAAUGGAUCACUCAAAAAACGAUUUACAUCUACACGUCUCAUAGCUACA
Messenger RNA from Scaptodrosophila lebanonensis, 2689 nucleotides. RefSeq names its product cell wall protein DAN4. The transcript is spliced from 5 exons. The record is from RefSeq and is a predicted model, not a curated record. The coding region runs from base 29 to 2482 and encodes 817 amino acids. NCBI's taxonomy places the organism in Eukaryota, Metazoa, Arthropoda, Insecta, Diptera, Drosophilidae.